AAACAGAAGGUGCAUAAUUCCAGCACCUUCCAUUCACCUUUCGAGACGCUUCGUAGCGAUGUCGUGCGCCGCUGUUCACGGCUUCGAAGCGCCCAGUGGCGAGCGCGACCUUACGGCUUCCUCUAGUGGGGCCAACUGCAGGGAUCCGCCCGAGGAGGAGGAAGACCGAUUGUCCACUGCGGCCCCUUCCAUUUGCGAGGAGGCCACCACCAGGUGGGCAGACACUUUGGACGGCCACAAGCGUUGGGCGGACCUCCUGGACUCGGACGACGAGGACCUCAAAUGUGUCCCGGCCGUCCAGAGCAAGACCAAAAAACGCUGGGCCGACUUGGCAGAUGAGUUGGAAGAAGGGACAGACACAACUCAGAGCCCGGAGGAUUUGGACACGAAGACAGGAGAUGUCACUUCCCCAAGCUGCCAUGAGGAGUCUCCAAGUUGGAAGGUCAAGGGCUCCCGCGACCGCUGGCCGCGGGAUUCACGGGCCUCCGGAUCCACGUCGUGGUCGGCGUCGUGGACGUCAUCGUGGACGUCGCCGUGGUCGGCGUCGUCCUCCAGUCAUGCACCAGGCGGCUGGGGGAACCAGAUGCAAUGGCGACCACGCCACGGCCACGAGCACGAGGCAAAAACUUCGUACAACGAGGGACACCGAUCCAACUGGGGAGACUCUUGGGGUGGCUGGUAUGAGCGACCCAAGGGAAAGGGCAAAGGCAAGAGUAAAGCCAAAGGCGAGGGCAAAAGCGUAGGCGUGGCGUCGAAAUGCCAGUGCCAGUUCAUCAUUGGUAUUGAGGAAGAAAACAAGUUCCGUGUGUGUCGACGGCUGUUAGGACCUCAAGGUCAGCACAUGAAGGAAAUUGCUCAAGGGACCGGCGCCAAGCUCCGCUUGCGUGGGCGUGGCUCAAAGUUCCUGGAGGGUCCAGAGCAACAGGAAUCCUCCGAUCCCCUGAUGCUAUGUGUCUCGGCGCCCGACCCCGCGUCCUACGAAAAGACUAAGCGCCACAUUUCUUCCUUGUUGGAGGACAUCUAUGCACAGUACCGUGACUUCCAGCAAACUGAAGGCGGGGAAGGAUGUAAAGCCACGACCCCGCGCUUGAACUUGCACGAGGGCCCCCGACCCGGAAGUUUCUGAAUGCGCCUGGCAGUCCCCGAGUGUAACUCGCACAACUCCCAAAGUCCGCUUCCGGAACGGAGGCAACUGAUCGAGUAAAG
Messenger RNA from Cladocopium goreaui, 1206 nucleotides. Lineage: Eukaryota; Dinophyceae; Suessiales; Symbiodiniaceae. The record is from the annotation of a GenBank genome assembly.